ACUGAUGUGUUCUUGAAUCAGCCAAAGCCCUCACACCCCUAGAAGGAGGCAAGCCAACUUACCUGUUGCAACUUUGCACACAGGGGUGUCUUCUCUCCCUCGGUUCAGGCUCAGCUUGGGGCUCUACAGUGAAUGGACUGUAGAUACCAGGGGCUUGUCCAUGGGAGCCCCAAGGCCUGGAGGCUGUCAGAGAUUUGAUGGCUGUCAUCCUUCCACCCCUGAUCUCCAUCCAGGAUCAGCCAGUCACCAAGGGCUCAUACCUUGCCCUCCUGUGCACAAGGCCCCUCCUAGGUGUAUCAUCUCAUCACGAACAGUGUGGGCUUUGGAGCCAGACAGAUGAAGAGCAUGGCAGGGAGCUGAACCUCCACAGCUGCCUGGCCUCAGUCCUGGGACUUUGGCUCAAGGAUGAAGAGAACCAUAGAGCCAGGCCCAGUUCUCAACCUCAUGCCUGCCACAGUGUUGCUGCUCAGCCUCAUCCUUACCGUGGUCCUCCAUGGCUCCUCCUCGGGUUACGGCGUUCCUGCCAUCAGACCGGUGCUGAGCUUCAGCCAGAGGAUUGUCGAUGGGGAGAACGCAGUGCUGGGCUUGUGGCCCUGGCAGGUGUCACUGCAGGCAGUGUGACUCCUGCACACCUGCAGCAGGUGGUUCUGCCCCUGGUCACCGUGAGUCGGUGCCAGCAAUACUGGGGCUCACGCAUCACCAACUCUAUGAUCUGUGCAGGGGCCUCGGGGCCUCCUUGUGCCAGGGUGACUGGAGGCCCGCUUGUCUGCCAGAAGGGGGACACGUGGGUGCUCACUGGUAUUGUCUCCUGGGGCACCAAUGACUGCAACGUGCGCACGCCUGCCACGUACACUCGGGUUAGCAAGUUCGGUACCUGGAUCAAUCAUAGCCUACAGCCAAGCCCACCACAGGCCCUCUCCCCAUCUCAGUCCAAUAAAGACCCCAGGCUCUGUCCUUUUGUGUAUGCCUGUCUGUCUUCCUGGUUCAGGGAAAAGGAGAGGCUCUUGGGGGCCCCAUUUCCCAAGCGGACUUUGUCUUCUGGCACGGCAGGUGUUGAGGAGUCAGGAUCCUCCUAG
This is a messenger RNA of Mesoplodon densirostris (Blainville's beaked whale), 1076 nucleotides long. It is a transcript of the gene CTRL, whose product is annotated as chymotrypsin like. The transcript has 5 exons. Gene Ontology annotation, biological process: proteolysis. Lineage: Eukaryota; Metazoa; Chordata; Mammalia; Artiodactyla; Ziphiidae. The record is from RefSeq and is a predicted model, not a curated record. Gene Ontology annotation, molecular function: serine-type endopeptidase activity. The coding region runs from base 198 to 1076 and encodes 292 amino acids.